Molecule: messenger RNA, 1227 nt
Organism: Malassezia japonica
Lineage: Eukaryota; Fungi; Basidiomycota; Malasseziomycetes; Malasseziales; Malasseziaceae
Exons: 4
Coding region: 1-1227 (408 amino acids)
Biological process (GO): purine nucleoside catabolic process
Cellular component (GO): cytosol
Molecular function (GO): purine nucleosidase activity
Source: RefSeq, a predicted model, not a curated record
AUGACGGUGCCCCUGAUCAUUGAUACCGACCCCGGCGUCGACGAUCUGCUCGCGAUUCUUCUGGCGCUCGCAUCGCCCGAAGUCACGCUCGAGGCCGUGACGCUGACGUUUGGCAACACGACGCUCGACUAUGCGUUUGACAACAUGAUGCGUCUUGCACAUGCGCUGCAGGUCACCGCCGAUGCCGGUGCGCUGAAGAACGACACACUGCUGGAGCGUGUCAAGAACGGCAACAGCGGCACGCCUAUUCCGGUCGCUCUCGGCGCGACCAAGCCGCUGGGCGGCCGCCUGUUUACCGCCGGCUACUUCCACGGGCGCGAUGGCAUGUCGGGCGUGUCGUUUUUGGAGGGCGAUCCUUUCCCCAAGGCCAACGAGUCGAAGCUCUUUGCGCAGAGCAAGCUGCCGAGCGACGAGCUGAUCCUCGACGUGCUCCGCCGGCAUCCCCCCAACACGGUGCGCAUCGCGGCGGUUGCGCCGCUGACGAACCUCGCGCAGGCCUUCCUCAAAGACCCUGAGACGUUCCGCCGCGUGGGCGUGAUCAGCGUCAUGGGCGGCGCGCUCGACGUGCCCGGUAACACCUCGCCUACCGCCGAGUUCAACUUCUUCGCGGACCCCUGGGCCGCCAAGGUGCUGCUCGAAGACGCGGUGAAGGACGGACAGCCGCCGCUGCCGAUCUACCUCUUCCCGUUGGACAUCACCUCGAAGCACACCGUGCCCUACGGCGCGCUGGUGCGCGAAGAGGGCGAUGCGCUGUACGACGAGAGCUACCUUGCGCGUCUCAUUUCGCUCUUUCUGCGCAAGCCCCGCUCGGUGACCAACUCCUUCGCGCCGCCCGAGGUGACCUUUGACGCAUCCGUGCACGACCUCUUUGAGGCGCACGACCCCCUCGCGGUGGCGCAUGCCAUCUUUUGCGAGUCCGCUGAGGGCUGGAAGGUGUCUGCGCGUCCGUUCCUGGUCGAGUCCGAAGGCAAGCUGACGCGUGGCUUUUGCGUCGUCGACCGCCGCAACCACGGCGCGUCCGUGCAAGGCCGCAACAAGGCCGAGAUCGAAGAAGCGCACGGCCCGGCGAACGAGCACGGUCUCGAGCCGGCCAAGAAAAAGCGUGCCAUGGAGAAGGACGAGGCGCCCGCGCUCCUCGGCGUGCCGCUCAUCAACAUCGUGACCGAGACGCCCGGCAUUCCGUGGUUUUCGGAUAUGUUCCUCGAGCGUCUCGGCAUGCUGGCAUAG